Anneissia japonica is the source of this 1247-nucleotide messenger RNA. RefSeq lists its product as uncharacterized. The transcript is spliced from 7 exons. Gene Ontology annotation, molecular function: protein binding. The record is from RefSeq and is a predicted model, not a curated record. The coding region runs from base 7 to 741 and encodes 244 amino acids. NCBI's taxonomy places the organism in Eukaryota, Metazoa, Echinodermata, Crinoidea, Comatulida, Comatulidae.
AAGACAAUGGCCAAGUCUAUUAGUAUUGAAGAUGCCUUGAAAAAAGUAGACUUGAUUCACCUUCUUUCGAAUUUUGAAAGAGAAAAGAUUACAACAAAAGAAGUUCAGGGCCUUACUGAUCCACAACUAAGUGCCCUCGGUGUCAGCACAAUUGGUGACCGGCACCGGUUGAGAAACAGCUGCAAACAAACAGCUUGUGUGUUUCACCGGUUCAUGCCUGCAAAACAAAGUCCAUACCCCCAAAAAAAGGGAAAGUCCAAAACCCAAAGUUGGACUAGGAAAAUGGUUUGCUUAUCCAGACCUGAUGCUGAUACAACCCCUAGGUCGGAAGAAAAGCAGCUAUUAAUUGAUGUCGGGCUAGGUGAGAAAACGGUAUUUAUACCAGAUAUCAAUAUAAGUCCGGAGCAGUUCUGUCAAGUACUAUAUACCUACUUCGCUAAGCUUCAAGACGCUGGAGGUUUUGAGUUGCUAACAUGUAUUGGAAGUGAGAGGAAGUUGGUUACCAUAAGAGGGAAGUAUACUCCACAAAACAUAAAGGACAGGCUGGACCAAGGCCGUAUUUAUAUACGGCCUAUACAAAACAGCUUAAAUUUAGACCCAGUGGAUAGUGGUGUAGACGUGGACUCAGGGCUAAUGCAGAAGUGUUCAAAGUGUCAAAAAGAAUUCCCAUUCAAUAUCUUGAAGAAACACAUAGAAAGAUGUAGCAGGAUGGAACUGAUGACCUGUAUGAUCCAGACUUGACGCAUAAGCCUCGUGCACCUAAUGAUAUGCAAGACACAGGCAGAGAUACAGCAGUUUGUUGAAGGGCUUGGUGCCCUAUGGACCAUAGUUAAAGACUUCCUGGAUACUUUGAUGCCCUUACUGACUUCAGUGGGAAAGAAACCGAUGUCAAGUGAUGUUUUGAAAAGCAUCAUGAAGGUUAGGUAUUCUGAAGAAGGAUCCAAUUUGAGAUUAAUGGAGGAUGACACCAUUUUUUGCUGGGAGAUUUUUCUCAAGGACUGUGAAGAUGGCAAGACAAAAACUUCCCUUAAUGACAUCCUGGCAUUCAUCAGUGGAACUGAUGUCAUCCCACCAAUGGGAUUUGAAGACAGCAUCGAUGUCGAAUUUUUUACACCAAAUCCGGAUGCUAGAGCCUAUCCCACAGCAUCAACAUGUGCUCUAGAACUGCACAUGCCACGUGGGAUAGAGGAUCCAGUAGAUUUCAGAAAUUUGUUUGAAGAAGCCAUCCUUAAUGGCAAAGGCUUUGG